Molecule: messenger RNA, 2224 nt
Organism: Linum trigynum
Lineage: Eukaryota; Viridiplantae; Streptophyta; Magnoliopsida; Malpighiales; Linaceae
Source: the annotation of a GenBank genome assembly
GGAUAACCGAGUUACAGGAGGAGAUGGCGAAGAUGGCGAAGAUGUAAAGGGAGGUGCAGUCUUUGCAUAAAGACAUGGACAAUGGUCAAGCUCAACUUGCUCAACUGGAGGCGACCAUCCCUGCCCUUUUGGCUGAGACCAAAGUUUUGGUUAUGCAAAAGGCGACGUUGACUGAUGAUCGACUUGCGAUCCACAAGUUAGAGGCCACUCAAUUGCAUCAAGCUGCAAGCAAUGCCUUUAUUCUCUUGCGAGCCAAGAUAUCCAACAUCGCCAAACGUCUCAACGACUGAUCACCUCUUGGAUUCGAGUGACAUCAUUCAUCCUUGUACCAUACCAUCAUAGCUUUCUUUUGUUUAAUUUUAGUUCUUUUGGAAGCCACGUCUUUGUAUGGCUUCGAAAUCUCGGAUUUUUCUCACUUUGCAUUGUCGGAAACAUUGACCAUACUUGGUCUUUAUAUUAUGUCGGAAUUAUUUGGUUUGAUAACUAUCCCUUCUUUCUCAAUCAUGGAUGGUACAAUAUAUCCAAAAGGUGGCAAGGUAACCAUGUUUUGGCCCUUCUGCUUCCUAGAUAGAAAAACAAACCCCUUUUAAUGGCCAAUCCAGAAAAUAUUUAUCCUGGCCAUCUUACUCCUCAUCCAUGUUGCACAUCUUAGAAACCAUGUUAACUUUGACUAGGUAUCCAUGUGCACUAGGCCAACUUCUAAAUCAUUGACAUUCCGUAACGUCACAAAGGGACGGUAAGUAUGGCUUAAGGUACUUGCCAUGAAUUAAGCGCUCAUGUUGUACACCAUCCAAAUCUUUCAAUAAGUAAGACCAUGGGGACGUACAACAUGAAACGAUAAAGGGCCCACGCCAAUUAGGAGACCACUUACCAAAUUUUUUAUAUUUUCACCAAUUGGCAAAUGCAACUUCCAUACUAGCUCUCCUUCCUCGAACGACUUAUGCUUUAACUUUUUGUUGUAUGCCCUAGCCACUUUGGCCUUUUAUACCUAGAUGUUAUCAAGAGCUUGAUGUUAUAGCUCAUCAAGUUCGGACAACUCCAACAUCAUUGACUCAUAAUACUCGGAAGGAGUCAAUUCGUGUUGCUUCAUGUAUCGUAGAGACUACCGUUAUCUCCACCGGCAAAAAGGCCUCAUGGCCAUAUGUCAAAGAGAAAGGAGUCACUCUCGUACUACUACGUGGUGACAUUCUAUAGGCCCACAGUGCCUCUAAUAGCACCUCAUGGCAAUUCCUUGGAUUGUCCUCAAUCAUUUUGGACAAGAUCCCUUUUACCGCCUUAUUGGAUGAUUCUGCUUGACCAUUGGCUUUAGCAUAAUAAGGUGUGGAGUGGAUGAUCUUAAUGGAAAACUCCAUUACCUGUGCUCCAGUGAAUAUUGUCCCUUGAUCGUUUGUUAUAAUGGCUGGCAAACCAAAAUGAUGAAUAAUGUGUUCGUUGAUAAAAGAAAUCACCCCCCCCCCCUGGUUCACCGUCUUUAUUGUUUUUGCCUCUAUCCACUUAGUAAAAUAAUCAGUAGCCACAAUGAUAAAUGUAUGUUGCUUAGAUGAUGGGGGAUAAACUUGUCCAAUUAGAUCCAUUUUCCAACCAAAUAAUGGUUAAGGCUUAACGAUAGAUCUCAAAUUAAUGGGCAGGUGCUCAUUGCACUGGUCCAUGACGUUGGCAAGCUUCACAUCCCUUAGAAAAUGUUGCACAAUCAGGCCCAAUAGUUGGCCAGUAGUAUCUAUAUCGAUGCAAUAUCCACCUCAUGUAUGGACCAGCUUGAUGUGCUCCACAUAUUCCAUCGUGGACCUCAUCCAUAGCUUGUAAAGUCUCUUUGCCCCCCCCCCCCCCCCAAACAUUUGAGCAACAAACCAUCCCUGCUUUUUUUGAACAGUGUCCCAUCUAGUAAGACAUAGUUCCUAGCCCGAAAUUUGGUAGUAUGGUCUGCAUCCCCACUUGGAUUUUGCAAGUAUUUCACUAGAGGAGCACGCCAGUCAUUGGCGUCAUCUUCAAUCACGCACACCUCAACAACUUGUUUCAUCCUAUCCCUCUAAGGGCUAAUAGUUUGCAUGAAUAUUUGAUCUCUUCCUCCACUAACAAACUCUCUGAAGCCAGUUUCCAGCUGAGCCAGAUAGUUGGCCUUGCCAUUAUCCAUACGAGGAAUAAACUUGAUGGUCAUAUUAUCAAAAUAAGAGAUCAACACUUUGACACGCUCAAGAUACAACUCUAACAAAUAGUUGGCAGAUUG